AAAGGCAAAGAAUACCACUUCUCUCCCUCUCUCUCUCUCUCUCUCUCUCUGAAUUCCCGUGAAUUCAAUCUAGUAUUUUUCUCUGAAUUAUCUAUCAUACCACACCACAACAACUCUGUAAUGGCGUUUCACUGAAAUCAAGCGAUGUUGUCUCUUUCUUCACAAUUUUCUGGCAUUACUACUUGUUUGCUGCUCUGUUUCUUGAACAAUCUAGUGAUUGUUACUACUGCAACUACUGAAUUCGAUUUUGGAACCUUGACUUUGAGUAGUCUGAAGCUUGUUGGAGAUGCCCAUUUGAACAAUGGGAGUGUCCGCCUCACUCGUGACCUCGCCGUCCCCAAUUCCGGCGCCGGAAGGGUCCUGUACUCCAAACCCAUCAGAUUCCUGGAGACUGGAACACGCUCUCCGACAAGUUUCUCCACUUUCUUCUCCUUCUCCGUCAACAAUUUGAACCCGUCCUCCAUCGGUGGUGGACUUGCCUUUGUAAUCUCGCCGGACGACGAGACAAUCGGAGCUGCUGGAGGAUUCCUGGGUCUUCUCGGUGACAAUGGGGUCGGGUCGGGAUUUGUGGCUGUUGAGUUUGACACUGUCAUGGACGUUGAGUUCAAAGACAUUAACAGCAACCAUGUGGGUUUGGAUCUUAACAGUAUGGUCUCUCCGCAGGUAGGCGAUUUGGGUUCUCUAGAUAUCGAUCUCAAAAGCGGCGAUCUUGUCAACGCCUGGAUCGAGUACGAUGGGUCAAGUCGCGUUUUCAGUAUCUCGGUUUCCUACUCCAAUCUGAAACCCAAAGUCCCAAUUCUUUCGUUUCCUCUUGAUCUUGAUCAGUAUGUUAACGACUUUAUGUAUGUUGGGUUUUCCGGUUCCACACAGGGGAGUACAGAGAUUCAUAGCAUUGAAUGGUGGAGCUUCAGCUCUUCUUUUGAGUCAUCAAAUUCGGGCUCUGGUUCGGGUCCGGGUUCAGUUCCGCCGCCCCCAACGACUAGUUUUAUGAACCCAACGGCUAAUUCGGUCAAGUCACCACCGCCUUCAUUGGCUCCUACUGGGUCUGAUUCGAGCACUAGUACUCAACAGAAGAGCAGCAAGUCGUCUUCUUGUCAUAACCAGCUCUGCAAACAAGGUCCAGGGGCUGUUGCAGGAGUUGUGACUGCUAGUGCUUUCGGUUUAGCCAUUUUUGCAGGCGUUCUCGUCUGGGUAUUCUCCAAAAGAUUCAAACAAGAAAAGAAAUCAGAGUCAUUUGCGUCGGAGAUUAUCAGAACGCCAAAGGAAUUUAGUUAUAAGGAGCUAAAAUCGGCUACUAAAUGCUUCAAUGCAAACAGAGCUAUUGGCCAUGGUGCAUUUGGCACAGUCUAUAAGGGAGUACUACCAGAGACUGGUGACAUUGUUGCCGUGAAGAGAUGUAGUCAUAACAGUCAAGGAAAGAAUGAAUUCUUAUCCGAAUUGUCGAUAAUUGGAACUCUUCGGCAUAGAAAUUUAGUUACGCUUCAAGGAUGGUGCCAUGAAAAGGGAGAAAUUCUGUUAGUCUACGAUUUAAUGCCUAAUGGGAGCCUCGAUAAAGCCCUGUUUGAAGCAAGAACACCAUUGCCAUGGCCGCAUAGACUAAAAAUUCUACUAGGUGUCGCAUCCGCAUUGACAUACUUGCAUCAAGAAUGUGAAAACCAGGUCAUUCAUAGAGACAUUAAGACAAGCAAUAUAAUGCUGGAUGAAGGGUUCAAUGCCCGAUUAGGCGAUUUUGGUUUAGCAAGGCAGACUGAGCACGAUAAGUCACCGGACGCGACAGUAGCUGCCGGAACAAUGGGGUACUUGGCACCUGAAUAUCUCUUAACAGGAAGAGCAACUGAGAAAACUGAUGUGUUCAGCUAUGGGGCUGUGGCUCUUGAGGCUGCUAGUGGAAGAAGACCCAUUGAAAAGGAGGCUGCUCGUGAGGCUGGGAAAGUAGGAGUUAACAGCAAUCUAGUGGAUUGGGUGUGGAGUUUAUACAGAGACGGAAGGCCAUUAAUGGCAGCAGAUGCAAGACUUGGUGGAGAGUUUGAUGAGGAAGAGAUGAGGAAAGUGUUGUUGGUUGGGCUAGCUUGCUCUCACCCUGACCCAUUGGCUAGACCCACAAUGAGAGGUGUGGUUCAGAUGCUGGUGGGUGAGGCUGAAGUCCCAAUUGUUCCAAGAACCAAGCCUUCAAUGAGCUUUAGCACUUCACAUCUCUUGUUGAGCUUGCAAGACAGUGUGUCUGACCUUAAUGGCAUGAUCACUAUUUCCACUUCCUCAUCUGAGAAUAGCUACAAUGGUAUUGAAAUAGUGUGACCCAGAUGGACGGUUGAGAUGAUACUCCACACAUUUUUUCCCUUAUUUAUUGACCAUAUAUAUAUAAUUAUAUACUGAUUUGUUUAUUCAUGUUAUGCAAUAAUGUAAUCUAAGUAACCAUGGUUUAUAGGAACCUCUGGGGUUGCAUUUUUGUUUUGCAUUAGGGGUGGGUCAUUUCUCAGUGCUUUGGUUGGAGGGUUUUUGUGGUUGCUUUCACAAGUAAUCUUGUUGUCAAAAAAGGAAGAUACAAAGCAUUGGAGUAGAGGAAAGGUAAAGGCAUAGGGAUAAGUCCAAAAGAGUGUGUAUAACUAUAUAUAUAUAUGUUCAUCAUUGACUUAUUGUAUGGUGAUGGUGGCUCUGAUUAAAGUAAAUGGAGGAAUUAAUUUUUGUACUA
Tripterygium wilfordii is the source of this 2689-nucleotide messenger RNA. RefSeq names its product L-type lectin-domain containing receptor kinase VIII.1-like. Gene Ontology annotation, molecular function: ATP binding; carbohydrate binding; protein kinase activity. Bases 145 to 2295 code for a protein of 716 amino acids. The record is from RefSeq and is a predicted model, not a curated record. NCBI's taxonomy places the organism in Eukaryota, Viridiplantae, Streptophyta, Magnoliopsida, Celastrales, Celastraceae. The transcript has a single exon. Gene Ontology annotation, biological process: protein phosphorylation. Gene Ontology annotation, cellular component: plasma membrane.